AUGACCUCAGAUCCUUGUGCAGCGUGCAGCUGGACCUCUGAACGCCAAAAGCAUUGUAACUACGAAAGCUACGUCAAACUGUUCUAUGAAGCAGGCGAUAGAGGUGUCUGGUCAUUGGGCUCAAAUUUGAUCCUGAAAGAUCGAGGUGCUGGCCUUCCGACCUUUGAGGUACCGAAUAUUCAAUUUGUGCAGGCACAGACGUCUAUCCCUGUUCCCGCCGUUGUGGAAUCUUGGGAGGAAGGCGAACACACCCUCAUACUAAUGCGACGCAUUCCUGGCGAGCCCCUCAGCAAAGCUUGGCCCAAGCUUUCUACCGAUCAAAAAGAGAGGAUAGCAAAGCAGACCGCUGAGUAUCUACAACAACUUCGCAAGCUCCAGUCUGAUAACAUCCAAACUCUCGGCGGCCGUCCAGUUUUUUCCAACUUCCUGUUCAAAGAUAAGGUUUCCGAGCUUCCCCACGGCCCUUUAGCAACUGAUGACGAACUCUGGGAUGAUAUGAAACGUGGGUUCAAAGAGACGGUACCUGAGGCUGCGCGAAUACGACUUCGACAUUGUAUGCCAUCCGCUACGCCUUACACCUUCGCGCACGGUGACAUCACUAAUGUCAAUAUCAUGGUUGAGAACGGCUCCCUUACUGGCAUAAUUGAUUGGGAGAUGUCUGGGUACUUUCCAGUAUGGUGGGAAUAUGUUUGCACCUCGGUCCCUGAUAGUGAGGAGGACAGGGAGUGGAAGGCUUUGUUACGAAAAUAUAUGCCCGAUCAUAGCACCGCACGUGAAUUCUGGCUGGAUUAUUAUUAUCUUUGUAGGAACCCAAAAAGUGAAAGAGCAAUGAAGUUCAUGGAGGAAACAAGGAGUGAGCCCCGCUAG
Penicillium riverlandense is the source of this 867-nucleotide messenger RNA. RefSeq lists its product as uncharacterized. Lineage: Eukaryota; Fungi; Ascomycota; Eurotiomycetes; Eurotiales; Aspergillaceae. The record is from RefSeq and is a predicted model, not a curated record. The transcript has a single exon. Bases 1 to 867 code for a protein of 288 amino acids.